UGUGUUACUCUUACUGUAGUUAUGUUACAAAGUGUUGUACUUAACAGUCAAUGCAGUGAUGAAUGCGGUGUUGUGUUCACUAUAUGUGACACUCAUAUCAAUGUUAUCGAUGUCUGACUACUCAUACAAUAGUGGCUUAUAUUUGUGACAAUACUGUAUAGACAAUAGUAUUGUCAAAGUGGUCAUCACUGGACAUCACUGGACACACCAUCUGAUACAUCAUAACAACAACUAUGGGCAAAGUUUUGUGUGAGUUUUGCUCAAAGAAGUGUUCGGGAAAUGUCUUAAGAGUUGGCAAAACAUACUUUCAUAUCGAUUGCUUCAAAUGUCAGGAGUGUGAAACGUCAUUAUCUACCGGUGGCUUCUUUAGCCGGACAUCAAACUCUAUACAACACUAUUAUUGUACUAAUUGUUAUCAGAAGUCGUUUGGAACCAAAUGUGCCGCUUGUCAUGAGUUUGUCGAGGGAGAGGUUGUGACAGCUUUAGGCAAUACUUAUCAUCAAAACUGUUUUCGUUGUAGUAGAUGCAAACAACCAUUUCCUACGGGUGAUAAAGUGACGUGGAAUGGGAGGGAAUGCUUAUGCGCUAAAUGUGUACAAAUUCCGGUCGUCUCCUCUCAAACACCCGAUGGUAUUAAUCCGAAAUGUAGUGCUUGUGAUGAAGACAUCAAUGAAGGCCAGGCCUUAAUAGCAUUAGACAAACAAUGGCACAUCUGGUGCUUUAAAUGUGAGUCCUGUAAGUCAGUACUUCACGGGGAAUAUAUGAGCAAAGAUGGAAAGGUUUACUGCGAAAAAGAUUAUCAGCGACUUUUUGGGAUUAAAUGCAAUCAUUGUGAACGAUAUAUUACUGGGAAAGUAUUACAAGCCGGAGAAAAUCAUUUCCACCCUACAUGUGCCAGAUGCACUAAAUGUGGUGAUACAUUUGGUGAUGGUGAGGAAAUGUUUAUGCAGGGUGGUGCUAUUUGGCACCCACGUUGUGGUCCCGGACCUGAUGGUAAAAUGGAAGUGGACGCACCUAUUGAUUUACAGUAUUACCCACAAACCUAUUCCCCGAGUCUAUCGGAUUCAAUAUCGCGAUCUGCCAGUCCCUAUGAUAGCAAACAGUUGGGUCACUCAAUAUCGCCAUACACUGAUAAGGACUCGAUGUUUAAUGACUUGAAUCGAGUUUAUACAUACAGCUAUUUAGCUGCUGAACCAACACAGGGUUAUCUUAGACGACCUCUAGAGCCACGACCGCCAAAAUCUCCGCAAUUUCAUAGACCCCCAGAAAGUUAUGGUAGACGUCGAGUGUUUACCAAAUCGUUGCCAAAACAUGGAAUGCAAGCGUUAAUCGAUAACUUACAGACAGGUCAGCCCAGACCUAAGUCUCCAGCCAUGAACAAUGAGGAACCACUUGAAUUAGCACAUUAUCCCGGAGCCCAAAAACCAAAACCCAAUGAUAUUCCUAGAAUUGAAAGAGACGACUUUCCCGCUCCACCGUUUCCGUAUACUGAUCCCGAACGUGUACGGCGAUGGAGUGGUAACUCUAAGGAUGCCGACUUAAACAAUAUUGAAGCCGAUGAAGAUGAAGUGGAUCAAACAAAUGGAGAUUCACAUCUUAAGAAAGAAGAACACGAGCUUUCAAAAAUUGCGACCGGAAUCGGAAAAGUGUUUCUUAAAACAGUUCAAGAAAGAGAAAAAAUAAUGGCAUAUAAGAGGUCUCAUAUUGAUCCAAGAAAAUCUUCGCGAACACCAUCUGCCAAAACUGAAUUAUCGGCGCGACUCAGAUAUGAAAAUCCUGUCAAUGCCUCGCCUUCCCGUGAUAUGGAUCGCCCUAAACCCUGGGAAGAUGAAGAAAUUGAAAGGGGAUCUCAUUUCAGAAGUUCAUAUAUGGGCAGAUAUGUGCCUCCAAUUAAUUAUAAUGUUGUCUCAUCUCUACGUAAUGUUCCAAAACCUGGAUAUUUGCAGCACAAGUCAUCGACAUUACCUUCAAGAGAUAUUCAUUUAAAUGGAAGUGAUUCUCCAUUUACCGAUAGAAUGAUUGAAAAGACACAAAGCAUUGAUUUCAGUUCUGGAAAAUCCGAUAUUUCAGCCUAUUCUGAACAACCACACGAUAAAAGACAAUACAUCAAUCAUUCAAUUAGUGGAACCUUCCGGACGACACCCUUUUCCGAUGGAUUCGGUGGCUAUCGUUACGCAUCCUAUUCACCGCAUUUUCGCCGAUCAAUGCCUAACGUUAACUUUCAUCUCCAUUCAAACGAUCCGCCCCGUCAGUACCCGUAUCAUCUACUGGUGACUAAUAAUUAUAGACUACCACCUGAUGUGGACAGAUGUCAUUUAGAGAGACAUUUACAGAACUCUGAGUUUGAACAACUGUUUCAUAUGAAUCGCAUUGAUUUUUAUCGAUUACCUGAAUGGAGAAGAAAUGAAAUGAAAAGAAGAGUUAAACUCUUUUAGACAACAAUUCAUAAUUACUUUAAUCAAUUGACUUAAAAUGAUUUUGAUUUGGUGUUCAACCACUUCGUCUAUCAUUAUUUUGUUUUUUUAAUUUUUAACUUAAUGCUAAUCACUUUAAUUACUUAAAAGACAUAUUGUUUUUUAUAAACUGAUGGUUUAACAUAUGACAUGAUUUAAUUCAAAACGUAAUGUACUUUUUGAUUACCGAUGCAAUUAAUGGUUGAGUUGAUUGAGUCAUUAAUUAUUAGUUAAAUUGAAUAUAUUUACAUAAUAUUUUAAUAUAUAUAUAAAUUUUAGUAAUAUUUA
This is a messenger RNA of Oppia nitens, 2741 nucleotides long. Its product is annotated as actin-binding LIM protein 2-like. Gene Ontology annotation, cellular component: actin cytoskeleton. Lineage: Eukaryota; Metazoa; Arthropoda; Arachnida; Sarcoptiformes; Oppiidae. The transcript has 16 exons. The coding region runs from base 234 to 2435 and encodes 733 amino acids. Gene Ontology annotation, molecular function: actin filament binding. Gene Ontology annotation, biological process: lamellipodium assembly; cytoskeleton organization. The record is from RefSeq and is a predicted model, not a curated record.